Molecule: messenger RNA, 1295 nt
Organism: Gloeophyllum trabeum ATCC 11539
Lineage: Eukaryota; Fungi; Basidiomycota; Agaricomycetes; Gloeophyllales; Gloeophyllaceae
Exons: 3
Coding region: 1-1200 (399 amino acids)
Source: RefSeq, a predicted model, not a curated record
AUGUCCAGCCUCGGGAGGCUCAUAAGGAGCGUCACAUUCGGAUAUGUCUCCCCUUGGAAGAGUCACCCGCCUCCGGGUCAUUCUAACUAUAUUGCAUGCCAAAGUCCCCCAGGACCUAAGGACGUCCCACAGCACCUGAUGCCGAGCUACGGUAUCCGAAUCUUCGGGAAACUUACACCCGAUAUGACUCCUGUAACCAGUGACGGCUUCACUGAGUCCAGCUUUCCCUUCCGGGAGGCGGAUGCUACGAAUAACGACAGUGUCGAGGUACCGUCGGAACAAGAACACUCCCGAAGACCGCGUCGCGGUCGUCGCGCAAGGAAAGGCAAAGCGAAACAGCCAGUCGAGUCAGUCGCCACUGGCAGUCAAUAUCGGGUAGAGGAAGCGAGCGCUCAGUUCGAGGGUUCCCUUGUCGAGCCCGUCCCCCAAUGUCCCCCAGGCCAUCUCCCUGUCCCCGUUCCUGCGAACCAUUCGCGUGUCCCUUAUGUGUCCCAGCCACUGCCCCAGUCCGAACCGAGUUAUAAUGUAAACUAUAAUGGUGGUAAUAUCUACCAGUACGAACUCUCUGCCGCUUUAAGGACGUCAUCUGACAUGCAGAGUCCCAUCCCUAUCCGACCAUCACGACCCCGCCCUCGUUUCCCCUCUCUGCCGCCUGUCGCUCGACCUCUCUUUCACGUCCCUCAAACUGAGAAUGGCCGGCCACGCUUCAUCCCAUCCCUUCGUAACGGCUUCCCCCCUCCUUCAUCGGCUCCCACUGUCCUAACUUCACAUCCGCAACCCAAUGCUCCGUACUCCCGCAGAGAAUACGCUCAUGCUCACCCUUUCCCUAUGCAUAGGACCGCUCCACAGAGCACCGAGCUUCCCAUGUCAAAUGGCUGGAGACCGAUGGAAUCGCACAGUGAUAACUUGCGGCAUAUGCAGGAGAGGGAUCUGCGUGCGCAGAUGCUGAAUGAGCAGAGCUUGGCUUACGGGCUGUCUAAUGGGGAUACUGCUGGCUCAUCAGGUGCUCCGUUCGCGCCUCCUGAGUACGGGACAAACUACUAUUCAUACGGAGGGGCGCUGCAAGCGCCUGGUACGCUAGCUCAGGAUGGCUUUGCGGGGGUGGAGCGAUACACUGGUGUUGACGUUGAGGCUGCUGCUAUGGGCACGAAUGCCGUCUCUCAUGGAGAUGCAGUGCUGGGCCCCUUUGGAUGGAGCUGACACUACGGGGGGAGGGGGGGGCCUUGACGGCGAUGCGAAUUGACCCGCCCUCAUGCACCGUCUGACCAUGAUGAAGACGGCAGAUUGAGUGUGAG